Messenger RNA from Micropterus salmoides (largemouth bass), 1247 nucleotides. RefSeq names its product tetraspanin-13-like. Bases 109 to 726 code for a protein of 205 amino acids. Gene Ontology annotation, cellular component: membrane. The transcript is spliced from 6 exons. Lineage: Eukaryota; Metazoa; Chordata; Actinopteri; Centrarchiformes; Centrarchidae. The record is from RefSeq and is a predicted model, not a curated record.
UGCGGCAAAGAAGUCACAAGGAGCCACAGAGUCUCAACACUGACACAGUCUCAUUGAAAAGGCUGGAGAAGUAUAAAUAUAUUGUAAGGACUGUCCCGACGAGCAGCGAUGGUUUGCGGCGGAUUCAUUUGCACCAAGAACGCUCUCUGCGCUCUCAAUAUACUUUAUGUUCUGGUGAGUCUGCUGCUGAUUGCAGUGGCAGCCUGGGGGAAAUGGUUUGGCAUGGUCUCCAGCAUCAGGGUGGUGGCGGUAGUCAUCGGCGUGGGCAUCUUCCUGUUCCUGGUUGCCUUUGUGGGGCUGUGUGGCGCCCUGAAGCACCACCAAGUCCUGCUCUUCUUUUACAUGAUGAUCCUGUUCAUGGUGUUUGUCGUGCAGUUUUCGGUAUCCUGUGCUUGUCUGGCCCUGAACAAAGAACAACAGAACCGUUUGCUCGAGGUUGGAUGGAACAAAUCUGAGGCAACUCAAAGGGAUGUAGAGAAAACACUCAACUGUUGUGGCUUCUCUAACAUUAACUACAAUGGCUCGUGUGCUGCUAUGUGUUUUCAAAACUCUUCCCAGUCUUGUGACAAAUGCUCAAACAUCAUCCAGCAGUAUGCAGGAGAGGUGCUUCAGUCUGUGGGUGGUAUCGGCCUCUUCUUCAGUUUUACAGAGAUCCUUGGAGUUUGGCUCGCCCACAGAUACAGAAAUAUCAAAGAUCCUCGAUCAAAUCCUGGAGCCUUUCUAUAACCACUCCCAAUUUAAUAAACCUGAAUAAUUGCACUUCUAUAUAAUUGUUUUUCCUCUUAACUUUGUAAACCACACAUCUUAAAGCGAGACUGUAACUUUUGCUCUAUAAAUACCACUGUAGCCACAAGUGACCAUUACAGAAUAAUGAUGGCUAAAGUAUAACAGUAACACAAGUAAAGAAAAGUCAGCGUUAAAAUCAACAAACCGUCUCAGUAAAGUUUGCUCACAGCUAACAUUAGCUACUAGUCACACCAGACUGAGUCAGGCUGUAACUACAACACCCCUGUGUAUUGAACUUUGCAAAGUUUAUUAUUAUUACUUAUUCAAGUUAUUAGUUAGUAAUUCAACUUUUUGUGCGUAAAAAGAAUGAGGUGUUAUUUUAUCUUUCAGAAGUUAUAGUCUCACUUAGUAUUUGCUGCUCAAUUACUUUCAUUGAAAUUAUUCAAAUUUUGCUGUGUAUCAUCUGUGUGUGCUCACCAUACACACACCUUGUGCAAAUAAAGUCCAGGUGAUUAGCAUGA